AUGCGUGCACUUCUCCUUUUCGGCGCGGCAGCGGUUUUGGCUGGCCCACAUAAGGAUAUCCAUGCCUGUGCAUCCAAAAAUUCGGCGUGGAAUGGACAAAAGAUGCCUCCACACCAGCACUCGCUUGCGUGCGGUACAUUCACCCCCUAUUUUGUUCCAGAGGGCUCUGUUUCCCUAGAUGACAAUCACAAAUCUAUACGAUACCUACCCCACACCGCAUGGAAAAUCGCCAACGAUUCUGCAUUUGUUGGUGGAUCAAUGCAUGUCUCGAACACUCUUGGAGCAAACGUGACGGUCAAAUUUAGGGGGACCGGUAUUCAGUGGUUUGGAAAGACUUCACGUCGGCAUGGAUCACCCCGUGUCUUCAUUGACGGUACUCUUACCGGAGCUACUAGCCUUUGGUCCAAGAAGACUUUUGUGAAGCAAAGAUUGUUUGGGCUUUCACAUUUGGAUGAAGGCGAGCAUAUAUUGACAAUCCAGAAUGACGGUCUUGAAAUUGAUGUGGACGCUUUUGUGGUUACUUCUGGAUCUACGGGUGCCAACUCUAAUAAGCCUCGGGCUGAACCCGUAUCUUCAAGCGCACGACCCAGGUGGAGACUUGAACAGAGGGGACAAACCGGUGUUGCAGCCAUGCAGGUUGCAGUCAUUUCGGAUACCGAAGUUAUCGUCAUCGAUAAAGUGGAACACAACCCAUUGAUAGUCGAAGGACACCCUGCGUGGGGAGCCAUAUACAACUUGGAACGUCACACUGUACGCCCGCUGAACAUGAAGAGUAAUUCCUUCUGUGCUGGUGGUUCCUUUCUUGGAAAUGGCACCUUGAUUAACGUUGGGGGAAACCCGAUCGUUGAGGACGAUACCGGGCCCAUUGACUUUGGCGACGAAAACGGGCUACAAGCAAUGCGACUCUUCAAUCCUUGUCCUGGCGCACUCUGUGAUAUGUACGACCACCCUAAAGAAUUGCAUUUGACGAGUUCUCGCUGGUAUCCGACUGUCUCAAGAUUGGAUGACGGUUCGGUGGGUAUUAUUGGCGGCUCUACCAAAGGCGGAUGGAUGAACAACGCGUCUACUAAUAAUCCAACUAUGGAAUUCUUUCCGCCCAAGCCCACCGGAGACAAAGGGGUUGUUCGUCUUGACUUCUUGGCCAAGACCUUGAAUUCAAACCUUUUCCCGAUCGUCUUCACGCUUCCAGAUGGCCAUCUUUUUGUCGCUGCUAACCAAGAUGCGAUGGUGUACAAUUGGAGAACGAAUCACGAGCACAAACUUCCGCCUCUGCCUAACGGGGUCCGUGUAACAUACCCAAUGACCGGAACCGCACUCCUACUACCACUCACGUUCCGCAAUAAUUUCGAACCCGAAGUUCUAAUUUGUGGGGGUUCCACACUAAGCGACCGUAUUUUACCAACGAAAUUGUCUGCCCGAGACCCAGCGUCUAACCAAUGCUUCAGAAUGACUAUUACGGAAGCUGGGAUAGCCGGUGGGUGGCAGGUCGAAGAAAUGCCGGACCGCCGUGUCAUGCCGGACGCGGUGCUUCUACCUGAUGGCCGGGCUGUCGUGGUCAACGGAGGCCGGACAGGGAUCGCUGGCUAUGGAAACGUCAAACUUCAAGUUGGAUCUUCUAACGCGGACGAUCCUGUUUUCACCCCAGUCCUCUAUGACCCCAAGGCGCCCGCUGGGCAUCGGUUUUCGACUGAAGGGAUGCCAUCAUCAGACAUACCCAGACUGUACCACUCGGUCGCAACCCUCGUCCCCGAUGGUUCCAUUAUGAUUGCUGGAUCCAACCCCAACCUUGACGUCUCGACAGUGAAGUAUGGAACCGAAUAUAGGGUAGAAUGGCUAAAGCCGGAUUACAUGUCCUUACCACGUCCAAGGAUUGUGAAAUUGCCGGACCAGAUAGCCUUUAUGGGAUCCUUCACGUUGGACAUCACACUAACAGAGGAGGCAAAUAAUAUCACGGUUUCACUCAUGGAUCUUGGCUUUGUUACGCACUCGGUGCAUAUGAAUUCACGCCUUGUGGAGUUGGAAUGUAAGCUCGCGUCAGACCGUCGUACUUUGACAGUGUCUUCACCCCCUUCUGGAACUGUGUAUCCUCCUGGGCCAGCAUGGAUCUACGUCCUGGCCGAUGGUAUUCCAAGUGUGGGGAGGAAGUUGAUGGUCGGCAACGGCAUUCAGGUUUAG
Rhizoctonia solani is the source of this 2175-nucleotide messenger RNA. RefSeq names its product glyoxal oxidase. Lineage: Eukaryota; Fungi; Basidiomycota; Agaricomycetes; Cantharellales; Ceratobasidiaceae. Bases 1 to 2175 code for a protein of 724 amino acids. The record is from RefSeq and is a predicted model, not a curated record. The transcript is spliced from 3 exons.